Molecule: messenger RNA, 1053 nt
Organism: Rhopalosiphum maidis (corn leaf aphid)
Lineage: Eukaryota; Metazoa; Arthropoda; Insecta; Hemiptera; Aphididae
Product: homeodomain-interacting protein kinase 3-like
Exons: 3
Coding region: 1-1053 (350 amino acids)
Biological process (GO): peptidyl-serine phosphorylation; positive regulation of transcription by RNA polymerase II; intrinsic apoptotic signaling pathway in response to DNA damage by p53 class mediator
Cellular component (GO): cytoplasm; nucleus; PML body
Molecular function (GO): SMAD binding; ATP binding; transcription corepressor activity
Source: RefSeq, a predicted model, not a curated record
AUGGCAUUGACUGAAAUAACGGAAAAUGACGUUCUGCAGCAGAACACGAUCAUCCGGUCCCGGUCCACGACGUACACGGUGCACAACAUGAUCGGCACCGGUCGUUUUUCGCGCGUCUACAAUGCGUCGGUGGUGGGCACGGGCAACGCGGUGGUGAUAAAGGCGCUGAACAACUCGUACUCCAGUAAACGGUUCGACCGGAAACUGUACAUCAAGGAGUUGGACUUGUUGAACAGACUCAAGUUCAGCCGAUUGCGGGCCCGGUUCGUUCAGCUGAGAGACGCGGUCCUGCUCAAAUCAGGAAAGAUAUGUUUCGUCAUGGAGAGGCUGGGCACCACCCUGCAGGCCGUGCUGCAUAACAUCGGUCCGCUGCCAAUUUCUGCAUGUCGACCGAUCGUCAGACAGAUCGCACAAGGCUUGGCGGGCUUAAAGUGUUUGGGGAUCGUGCACGCCGACCUCAAGCCCGACAACAUAAUGUUCUGCUCUGGAACCGGUGACAAUUUUCUUGUGAAGAUCAUCGAUUUCGGCUGGGCGUUCGACAUGAAGAACGCGCACACCAUGUACCACAAACAGAUUCAGGCGAUCCCUUACCGCGCACCCGAAGUGUGCUUCCAAGGGAGUCUGGACCACGGUCUGGACAUGUGGGCGCUGGGAUGUAUCAUGCCGGAAAUCGUUACCGGCGUAAGACUGUUCGACGUGGCCGAGGAGGAACUGUUGAUCAAAAUGAUUAUACGCACGCGGCCCGUGCCCAAGUUCAUGGUAUCGGAUUUACGAACAGAUAUUCGGGAAACCGAACUAACCGUCGGUUGGAUUCAAUUCCAGAACUUGUACGCUGACACGAUUGGACAACGCGACCAGCAAUGGCGUGAGGAUAUCACGUGGUUCGUGGACUUGGUGUACAAAAUGCUAAUAGUUAUGCCGGAAAUGCGUAUAACAGCAGUCGACGCACUCGCACAUCCGUUUCUGACGAUCGUGCAUUUUAUAAAAUACCCCAGCACAGUGAUGACCAAGAGAAAUACUGAGUUAAUGGCAACGUGUUUGUUAGACAUUUGA